AUGUCGAACAAAGUUGCAGUAGUUACCGGCUCAAAUAAGGGGAUCGGUUUUUCCAUUGUCAAAGGCCUCUGCCGGCAGUUCGACGGGGUUGUGUAUUUGACUUCGAGAGACGAAGGCAGAGGUAAUGCUGCGAUCGCUAAGUUAAAAAAGCUCGGGUUGGAACCAGAAUACCAUCAGCUCGACGUGGUAGACAAGGAGAGUGUUAAAAGGUUCAGAGAUCACAUACAGGAAAAGCACGGCGGGAUCGACAUCCUGAUUAACAAUGCCGCCGUGGCUAACAGCGCUGACUUUUACAACUCCUACGAAGAGAACACGAGGAUAGUAGAAAUCAAUUACAAGAGCAUCCUGUUGAUGGAGGAAUUCAUCUUCCCGCUGGUGAGGGAGAACGGAAGGAUCUUGAACAUUUCAAGCGACUGCGGGCAUCUCUCCAAUGUGCGUAACAAAUAUUGGAUAGAGAGGUUGUCGAGCAAGAACCUGACUAUGGAUGACAUCAAUGAGUUCGUCGAAUGGUUCUUGGAUAGCUGUAAGAACGACACGUUCAAGAGGGAAGACAUCGCCGAUGAGGGCACAGUAGCAGCCUACAGGGUGGCGAAAGUGGCGCUCAGCGCUGCAACUAUGCUGCAGCAGAAGAAACUAGAAGAAAAGAACAUCUCUGUAAACUCGAUGCAUCCGGGUCUGGUGCGUACAGACAUGACCCUGGGAGCUGGCUUCUACAGCGCAGAUCAGGCCGCCGAGACCCCGCUGUACCUAGUUCUCGACGCUCCAGACACGUUGAAAGGCGCAUACGUCUGGUACGAUGGGAAAGUUCGAGACUGGUAUGACUACAACGCCGAUUACUACUUCAAGACCUCAACUCUCAAAUCA
This is a messenger RNA of Iphiclides podalirius (scarce swallowtail), 864 nucleotides long. The record is from the annotation of a GenBank genome assembly. NCBI's taxonomy places the organism in Eukaryota, Metazoa, Arthropoda, Insecta, Lepidoptera, Papilionidae.